CACACUUUUGCACACUGUUUGCUUAAUCUAAGAAGAAGAAAAAGAAGAAGGAAAAAACAACAUAGGCAGAUAGUCGCACAACAGAUGGUUGUCCCGGUCACAGCGAACAGUAAUGGGUGGGUCCAGAGUUUGUGUGAAGACGGUGGUCUGUCUUCAUUAGCGGUUCCGUAUGGCGUGGCCGGUCCAGUUUCUCUUCCGGGGCCUUCGCACUCUCGGAUUGGUUCUCCUCUACUAUGUCUUCUCCAUGGGCAUCACCUUCUAUAACAAAUGGCUGAUGAAAGGCUUCCACUAUCCCUUGUUCAUGACGCUGGUUCAUCUUGGCGUCAAUUUCUGUCUGUCAGCUCUGACGCGGCGGGCGAUGCAGUGCUGGACAGGGAAACCUCGCAUCAUUCUGACCUGGCCAGACUACCUCCGUAAAGUGGCUCCAACAGCCUUGGCAACAACACUGGAUAUAGGGCUUUCCAACUGGAGCUUCCUCUUCAUCACCAUCAGUUUGUACACCAUGACCAAGUCCUCAGCAGUGCUGUUCAUUCUCUUUUUCUCCCUUGUGUUCAAACUAGAGGAGCCGAAUCCCCUCCUGAUCCUUGUGGUCCUGCUGAUCUCCAGCGGACUCUUUUUGUUUACAUUUGAAUCGACUCAGUUCAACAUGGAGGGCUUCAUCAUGGUGCUGUUGGCCUCCUUCAUCGGGGGAAUCCGCUGGACCCUCACUCAGGUCCUCAUGCAGAAAGCGGAGCUGGGUCUUCAGAAUCCCAUCGAUACCAUGUACCACCUCCAGCCUCUCAUGUUUCUUGGACUUUUCCCCCUUUUUCUCUACAAUGAAGCGCUGAGCCUGAGUUCUUCAGAGAAGUUGUUCCGGGUGACAGAGCUCUCUCCACUCCUCUAUUCCCUCAUGACGCUGAGCGUAGGCGGCAUGCUGGCCUUCGGGUUGGGCUUUUCUGAGUUUCUCCUGGUCUCCAAAACGUCCAGCCUCACAUUGUCCAUAUCAGGAAUCUUCAAGGAGAUAUGUAUGCUGCUUUUGGCAGCAUCUCUGAUGGGAGACAAAAUGAGCAAACUGAACUGGUUGGGGUUCGCAGUGUGUCUCUGUGGGAUUUCUUUACACGUGGGACUCAAAACAUACUAUUCCAAAAAUAAGACUCCUUCUGUUCGACAGCUCAGCAGUAAAAGUUCAGAGCUUCAGCUGCCAUUACUUCGGCAGAACGGAGAUAAAUGUGAGGAUUCAGCCGCUGACGACUGUAACGAUGAAGAGGAGGAGCAAGAAAUCUCACUACAUUGACAAAACCCCACUUGGACUCAGAUCAUUCCUUAACUUUUAGAAAAGCUCUUCCAGCUUCUUUGUUUCAGUUUUCUUCUAUCUGAAGGGCUUCAGUAUGACUUUUUUUUUGUAGUUGUUGCUUCCUUGGCUAUACAUUUCUCUCUGGACUUAAAAAGAAACAAAAAAAAAUAUUUUGAUAUUUAAUUGUUGCAAAUACAGUCAAAUAUUAUGAAUUUACAAUGUCUGACAGGUGAGGAAACAGUGUCAUAUCUUUACAGCAAUGUUCUGAUGCAUCAAAUGGUGGCACUUAUUUUUUUUCUUUUCCAUCAGCCAAAUCCGAGAUAUCUUCGAUGUUAUUCUGAUAGUUACUGGAGAAUAAUUUUGGACAAAAAAAAAGCAAGUAACAUAAAUCUACCAAUUCUGAAAAAUAUUUCUAUUAAUUCUGGAAGAUACCAGUUUGUGGUUUCAAUAUUCACAUAUUUUUUUGGUCUAUAAUGGAGAAUAUGAAAAAAUAAUAAUUACAGGUUCUUUGAAGUGAGAUAUUUGAAUCCAUCAGAAAAUGACUAAGUUACAUAAUCAUCUCUACUUUAUGUGUUGUACCAUAAAGUUGUCAACCUUUUUCAGAUUAAUAGGGUUAAGAAGAUCCUGUGUGUGUAUUCCUGAGAGCAUUCUUUAAAAGAAGAGUGCUCACAUUUUUUUAGUUCUGAUGUACUUUAUGGAUGGGAGGAAAAAUAAUUUUUUAUUAUUCCACUUGAUAAUUAAGAGAAAGUUAGCCAUUUCACAUCUCUGGACAUUGAUUGUUGCAUCAAUUUUAAUGCUUCCAUAGGGCUUGACAUUAAGCAGCCAUCAGAUGUUGUAGACCUAAAUUUAAUGUCAUUGUGUUUAUCAUGAUACCGGAUACAGGUUAAAUGAUCAUUGACCAAUAUUUAAAACGCUCUGCCUGUAAAUUUAAAGCUUGGUUCAAUGUUGGGUGGGUUACUAACAUUUUCCAGGCUUUUACUUGUAUUUCAAAGCUAUGUGCCUUAUGAGCUAUUUAUGCUAAUGAAUAUGUCGAUAAUUUGCAUAGCUAUUUAUUAAAGGAUUUUGAUGUGUAUAAUUUUCAGUAAAAGGAUACUAAUGAAAAGGGUGUAAAGUGUAAUUUUAUUAAAAUUUUUAAUAAAUU
Molecule: messenger RNA, 2414 nt
Organism: Poeciliopsis prolifica (blackstripe livebearer)
Lineage: Eukaryota; Metazoa; Chordata; Actinopteri; Cyprinodontiformes; Poeciliidae
Gene: slc35h1
Product: solute carrier family 35 member C2
Exons: 10
Coding region: 170-1273 (367 amino acids)
Biological process (GO): UDP-glucose transmembrane transport
Cellular component (GO): Golgi apparatus; cis-Golgi network; endoplasmic reticulum-Golgi intermediate compartment
Molecular function (GO): antiporter activity
Source: RefSeq, a predicted model, not a curated record